This is a messenger RNA of Acanthamoeba castellanii str. Neff, 843 nucleotides long. RefSeq lists its product as uncharacterized. Gene Ontology annotation, molecular function: chitin binding; chitinase activity. Gene Ontology annotation, cellular component: extracellular region. The record is from RefSeq and is a predicted model, not a curated record. NCBI's taxonomy places the organism in Eukaryota, Discosea, Longamoebia, Acanthamoebidae. The coding region runs from base 1 to 843 and encodes 280 amino acids. Gene Ontology annotation, biological process: carbohydrate metabolic process; chitin catabolic process. The transcript has 8 exons.
AUGGCACUGCACCUGAGCUGGUCGAUGGUUGGGGUUCUACUACUGGUGGUGGUAGUGUGCAGCACGGCGGUGGCCGACGGCGCCAAGUGCCCGUGCAGCGAUGCCACACUGUGCGAGAGGGUGCAGGUGCCGCCUCGCAAGGAGGUCUUCGCCUUCAUGGUCGACAACUCCUUCGCCAACUGGAGAGGGUAUGACUGGGACUUGGUCACCACCGUCGCGCUCUUUACCGACUCGGUGAAUCCCGAAUUCCUGUGCCACGCCCACGCCAAGAAGGGCCUGGCCGACUUCACGGACUUCCUGUUCGUGAUGGCGUACGACAUGCAGAGCCAGAUUCCGGCUUCCAAGUGCAUCGCCGGGGCCAACUCUGGCUACCCGCGCGCCGAAGAGGGACUCAGACAGUACCUCAAGCUGGGCAUCAAGCCCGAGCAGCUCGUGCUGGGUCUCCCCUGGUAUGGGCGCGACUACCCGUGCAUCAACCCCGCGAACCUCACCGUCUGCCCGAUCCAGCCGGUCCCCUUCCGCGGCGCUCCCUGCAGUGAUGCCGUCGCCCCCGAGCUUGAUUACCACGUCGUGGAGCGUCUCCUGAGCAGCUCUCAGGCCAUCACCAAGAGACAGUGGGACGCUGCGGCCAAGUCGCCCUGGUUCGACUACAGGACCAGCCAGGGCCACAUCCACCAGCUCUGGUACGACGAUGUGGAGAGUCUCACGCUCAAGUGCGAGCUGGCCAAGUCACUGCACAUCCGCGGUGUGGGUGUCUGGGAGGCUGACGCCCUGGACUACACCAACCACUCCCAGGCUCAGCAGAUGUGGGGCACCUUCCGUUCCUUCCUCCACUCACACUAG